Molecule: messenger RNA, 1126 nt
Organism: Nicotiana attenuata
Lineage: Eukaryota; Viridiplantae; Streptophyta; Magnoliopsida; Solanales; Solanaceae
Product: ethylene-responsive transcription factor 4
Exons: 1
Coding region: 252-947 (231 amino acids)
Biological process (GO): regulation of DNA-templated transcription
Molecular function (GO): DNA-binding transcription factor activity; DNA binding
Source: RefSeq, a predicted model, not a curated record
CCACGUAACUCUCCUACACAUUUCUCAAUUAUUACUCUCUCCUCACACCUCUCUUCCUAUAUGGCUUGGGCGGCGCUCUCUUACCUCCAGUCAAACCCCUCGUUGACCGCGCGUCCCCUACCCCACCUCUCCUUUUAAUCUCUUUUCCUUCCUCUAUUAUAUAAGUAACUCUUACCUAUCCUUUGUUCCGCACUCUGUUUUUUCACAUAGAAUAUUAUAUUAAACAGUUUUGUGUAUUUUCUUUUGAAAAAAUGGCUGUCAAAAAUAAGGUUAGUAAUGGCGAUCUGAAAGGAGGAAAUGUGAAAACAAACGGAGUUAAGGAGAUUCACUACAGAGGUGUAAGGAAGAGGCCAUGGGGUCGGUAUGCAGCUGAAAUCCGUGACCCGGGCAAGAAGAGUCGGGUCUGGUUGGGUACUUUCGACACUGCGGAAGAGGCGGCUAAGGCGUACGACACUGCCGCUCGAGAGUUCCGUGGACCCAAAGCUAAAACUAACUUCUCUUUACCGUCGGAGAAUCAGAGCCCAAGUCACAGCAGCACCGUGGAGUCCUCUAGCGGAGAGACUGGAGUUCACGCGCCGCAGCACGCUCCGCUCGAGCUGGAUCUCACGCGCCGCUUGGGCUCCAUGGCUGCUGAUGGCGGAGACAACUGUCGUCGUGCUGGUGAAGUUGGGUGCCCGAUUUUCCACCAGCAACCGACGGUGGCGGUUCUGCCAAAUGGCCAGCCGGUUUUGCUCUUUGAUUCUUUGUGGCGACCGGGAGUUGUUAACAGGCCUCAGCCUUACCAUGUAACGCCGAUGGCGAUGGGGUUCAACGGCGUUAACGCCGGAGUCGGUCCUACUGUGUCGGACUCGUCCUCUGUAGUGGAUAAGAAUCAAUAUGAUGGAAAAAGAGGAAUUGAUCUUGAUCUUAACCUUGCCUACGGAAUUUUAAUGUUAACGAUGAUGUAGUUUGAGAGAGAGUAGAGUGUGAGAGAGACUAAUGGUUGAAUUUUGUAUAUACGUAGAAGAAACUGUUCGUUUUUUUGCAGCUGAGGGGUGGUUGUAAUGUUUGUCUACUAUUUGUUAACUCUAGUCCUUGUUUAGGCGUUCUGAUUAAUGAGAAAAUUAGUGUUUUCUCCUUCCAAAUA